Molecule: messenger RNA, 1544 nt
Organism: Osmia lignaria (orchard mason bee)
Lineage: Eukaryota; Metazoa; Arthropoda; Insecta; Hymenoptera; Megachilidae
Source: RefSeq, a predicted model, not a curated record
AUGAGCUCUCACACGCAUGCAAGAGCUAUUUGCAGCGGAAGUACAGUGUCCAGCGCGUUUUCUGCAUUGCAUCUUUUAAGAAGCUACAGCCUUUUCACGCCUACUUCGGAUUUAUGCAGAUACGAACCAUAUAAUUCCAAGGAUUAUGGUUUUGGAAAUCCGGAAAUUUUAGCAAAUUCUAAUACAUCGGAUACAGGAAUCGGCCGAACAUUAUCGCCAUUGACACCCUCGUCCUUAUCAGCUACAUUCUCACUUUCGGGUUCUCUGAUUCAACCCCCAUUCUUAACAACAGUACCACCUUUAAUGCAAUCUAUAAGCGUACCGCAACCAUUUACGAAUGCCAAUACAACAGGUAACGCGGUAGCACAUCACUUUUUGGGCGCGAACGCUAUUGCCAGUGUUCAUAAACGACCCAGAAGUGAAAAGAAACCAAUUCCCGAUGAUCAGAAAGACGAGAAAUAUUAUGAAAGACGUAAACGAAAUAAUCAAGCUGCGAAGAAAUCCCGCGACGCUCGUAAAAUUCGAGAAGACCACAUUGCAUUACGAGCAACUAUGCUGGAACAUGAGAACGCUAUCUUGAGGGCACAAGUAAUAACUCUUCGGGAGGAAGCCCAAUGUCUUCGACACAUGUUGAUUAAACAACAGGCGCCUCCGUUACAAUCCAUCGACCGUUCGAUUUCCUCGAUGACACCUGUUACAUUAUCACCCCCACAUUCCGCAACGACUUUGGAUUGCCAGAUAUAAAACAAAGCAUUAACAAGCAAUCGUCGUAAACAAUAUUUUUGAUAUUCUAAAAACAUUAAGUUAGAAAAUAUGUUAUAACAUAAUAUUCAUUUAUUUUGUGUUAUAUCUCGUUAUGUUGAGGAUUUUCUAUUCUACUUUUCUCAUAAAUUUAUCAGAAAUUACGUGUUACGUUUUCAUUUUAUAAAGUAAACAAGGAUUAUAAUGUAAAUAGCAAUAAACGUAUCAUUUUAUAACUGUUAAAGAAUAAAAAAAUUAAUGUAUUAUAAGUAUGUGACCUUAUUGUUAUGUAACAAUUAUUUAAUAUGUAGAUCACUUUGAUGGUGUCACAGAGAUAUUUUUGGUAAGCGAAUACUUAUAUAUACGAGUUGGUGUAAAAAUAAAAAUUUCAACUACGACGUUAGAUUAUUAAAUCUUUAUUAAUACCCACAUCGCACCUAUAAGUUAGAUUACGAGUUACAUAACAAAGUAAUACUCUAAUGAGUUUAAUGCAACUAUAUAUGUAAAUAAAUAACAGGUUCUAAAUUACUGGAAUCAGAGCUGGAGUUUAGAAGAAAUUUACAAUUCACUAUAAUUUCAAUUUCUCUACCGAACUAAGAAUUUUGUGUUGGCUAACCUGUUUCAAAGCAUGCACUAUUGUGCUCGAAUCCAUAUAUCGUAUUUUGUUUUAUGUAUUUAGAAGUGGAAGAAGGGAGGAUUAUCGUUUAGCUGUGCUUGACGUUUUUUAUUUUUCUCGUUGUUUAUAGUACGGGGAUUUUACGAAUGUUCUUGAAUUCUUUUCAUACUGCUAUCAAAAACUGAAG